AUGUUCCGCCGCCGCUGGUCUGGUCUGCCCAAAGACCCUAAGUUCCCAUCCGACUUAAAGAAGCUUGGCUACUUCAUCAACGAUGAUGAUGAGAUCCGCAACAUUGACGAACCCGAUGUCUACUUCAAGUACUUCCUGACCAAGAAUAGCCGAGUCAACGACCGUCAACGCUUUCACUUCAACGAGGCCAUUCGGGAUGUCGUUCAUGCCCGCCUUGAGAAGGAAGACCUAACGAAGGUCCUCCUUCCCUUGGGCACGCCGGCUACGUCACCCAACGUUCCUAUCUUCACCAGCGCCAACGUUGCGUCCGCCUCCCGCGUCGUCGUCAUAUUUGGUGAGCCUUGCCAGGACCUCGGUAAUGUGGCUCUCCGUGUCGCCAAUAGAUCUGGCGGCAUCGACAGGGGCACCAUGAUAUCUGUCGUCCGAGAGCUUCAGAACCAAGCCUCAACCGCAACCGAUUCUUUUCCGCCCGGAAUCAUCCUUGCAAACGCUGGUGAGCUCUGGUGGUGGCCCGAGGGCAAGAAGGCACUGAGCCCCGUCUCCGCCACCGCUGUACCGAUGAAGAGCAUGGUUCACCACGGCCGCGCCCAUAAUCCCAAGCUUCACUCGAUCCCCAAGAACGAGAGCCCCAUGGCACACGCCCAGUCCGUUCUCGAUGAAGUCAUCCCCGCCCUCACCUCCGAGACUGCCCUUAUCGACAUCAUCGGCAUAGGUCUCAGCGCCGACAAUGUGACCAAGGCUCUCGACAACUCGGCCACCUUCGCCACCAUCGGCCACAGGAUCAACACGCUGUCUGUCUUGGGCAGCAGUACCGACGUCAACGAGCUCUCUCACCAGCCAUUCAAAGACUUCCUUGUCCGCCGCGCCCGAGCCUACAUCGCAGAUGACGCGGCUGCCCUUACACCUCUUGCCAGGCCCGGAGGCAACCCCAACACCGCGUCGUUCACACAGCACGGCUGCACCGUCUUCGCCUCGGGAGAGGCCUACUACAUCGAGAUGAUGCUCAUUACCAGUCGCACCCCGAUUCUUGCCUGGCCUGAGGAAGUUGCCAAAGCGGGCUCCGAGUACCGUCAUCCCGAUGUCGUACCCGUCGACCCGCCUGUCCCUACAGAAGAGGAAUGGGCUGCUACCACAUCUGCCUUCGACGCAGCCUGGGAGAAAAUGCCUGAGUUCGCCAAACCCAGUCUGGGUUACGCUAUCCCACGGGAAGCCGCCGAGGAAGCCCAGGCACUGGAGGGGUUGCAAGAGCACAUUGAGGCCCAGGUUCAGAAGCAGCUGGCUGAGGACCCCGACACCAAGGACAACGGUCGUGAUGCCGAUGAUCAAGCCAAUGAAACUGCUAGUUAUGGCAUCUCAGUUCCUGCAGCUUCGGCGCGAAUCGCUGUUUGA
Molecule: messenger RNA, 1389 nt
Organism: Colletotrichum karsti
Lineage: Eukaryota; Fungi; Ascomycota; Sordariomycetes; Glomerellales; Glomerellaceae
Exons: 3
Coding region: 1-1389 (462 amino acids)
Biological process (GO): regulatory ncRNA-mediated heterochromatin formation
Cellular component (GO): nucleus
Molecular function (GO): siRNA binding
Source: RefSeq, a predicted model, not a curated record